AAUUUGUCCUAAGUAAUUGGUUGAGCUACCGGCAAUGCAGGAGAAAGUGAAGGAGUAUGGCCAAGGCCGACUCUUGGAAGCUGAAGCAACAAAUGGGAUUGGCAAUGCAGAGAAGGCAGCGCUGGUAAACUUGGCAAAGCUAUCCAAAAAUGGUUUCGAGAAGCUCGUGACGAAGAAGAGGCUAGACGCAGUGGUGGCUCCAUCUGCAGCCGUGUCGACGUUGCUCGCCAUAGCAGGUUCCCCAGGUGUGGUUGUCCCAGCAGGAUAUACUAAAGAUGGGGUACCGUUUGGCAUCUCCUUUGGCGGGCUGAGGGGUUCGGAGCCAAAACUAAUUGAGAUAGCAUACGGCUUUGAGCAAGCCACUAAGAUUAGGAAGCCUCCUUCACUUAAAAAAUUUCAAGAUUUAGAGCCCCAUUUUAUUGGGGUAUUGAAGCAAAUGGGUGUACUAUUGUAG
Prunus dulcis (almond) is the source of this 454-nucleotide messenger RNA. RefSeq names its product probable amidase At4g34880. The record is from RefSeq and is a predicted model, not a curated record. Lineage: Eukaryota; Viridiplantae; Streptophyta; Magnoliopsida; Rosales; Rosaceae. Bases 35 to 454 code for a protein of 139 amino acids. The transcript has a single exon.